AUGACUUCGAUUGAGGAUCUUAUAUCAAACCCUCCGCUUCUACUGGAUUCUUCACUGUCUCAACUCCGCUAUCUCAUACUCAGUGAAGGUCUCCCCAUAUCUGAAGAUAAACAGCAGCAGCGCACGCGAUGUUAUGUGUGGACGGUACUCUCUCAAACCUCUAUGGAGGCAUCCACGCAACGGUACCUUGCGCUCUUGAAACUGGGUCCACCCUCAACUACCAUUUACCAAAAAAUCAAGAACGACACUUCCAGAACUUUCCAAACAGAUCCGAACUUCAGAAAUAGGGUCUCGGAAGAUGCUCUCAUCCGGUGUUUGUCAUGCUUUGCCUGGCAAACACAGCAAAGAAGGCAGAAGCCUCAAUUUAGUCGCAUCCCUGUGAGCACUUAUGUGCAGGGCAUGAAUAUUUUGCUAGCUCCUUUACUCUAUUCAUGCCCUUCCGAACCAAUGGCAUACCAACUUUUUACUAAACUUUGUUAUGAAAUAAUACCGACAUACUUGACUAAGAACCUGAACGGUGCUCAGAACGGCGCUAAACUACUCAAUAUUUCGUUAAGAAUCAUCGAUCCAAAGCUAAGCAAAUUCCUAUCAGACAAUUUACUUACAGCGGAGAUUUACGGCAUGCCUUCCAUACUAACAUUAUCCAGUUGUAAUAAACCGCUUGAUCAAGUAAUCAAACUGUGGGAUUUUAUGUUUGCAUAUGGGUUCCAUAUGAACAUCCUCUUUGUGGUGGCCUUCUUAGUUAAGAUAAGAUCCAAGGUUUUCAAAUCGGAUUCUCCCGUUAACUUGUUACGACAGUUCCCAGAUUUUGAUGCUGAUGAGAUCAUUCGGCUAGGGGUUGGAUUUAUUGCCAAGAUCCCGGCUCAAAUAUACGAUUUAUUGGUGGACCACUUGACUGAUCCAGAUAUAUAUAUACCUUAG
Messenger RNA from Saccharomyces mikatae IFO 1815, 921 nucleotides. It is a transcript of the gene BUB2, whose product is annotated as Bub2p. Gene Ontology annotation, molecular function: GTPase activator activity. Lineage: Eukaryota; Fungi; Ascomycota; Saccharomycetes; Saccharomycetales; Saccharomycetaceae. The record is from RefSeq and is a predicted model, not a curated record. Bases 1 to 921 code for a protein of 306 amino acids. The transcript has a single exon. Gene Ontology annotation, biological process: activation of GTPase activity; negative regulation of septation initiation signaling. Gene Ontology annotation, cellular component: mitotic spindle pole body.